This is a messenger RNA of Eucalyptus grandis, 2312 nucleotides long. RefSeq names its product trihelix transcription factor ASIL2. Gene Ontology annotation, molecular function: transcription cis-regulatory region binding. The transcript has a single exon. Gene Ontology annotation, cellular component: nucleus. NCBI's taxonomy places the organism in Eukaryota, Viridiplantae, Streptophyta, Magnoliopsida, Myrtales, Myrtaceae. Bases 501 to 1952 code for a protein of 483 amino acids. The record is from RefSeq and is a predicted model, not a curated record.
AGGAGGAGCUCUUUUCACGGAAACCCCACGAUCGAAAUUAGUGUACCUCACCCCCUCAUUCCAAAAACUCAUCAUCCCUCCCCCUCAGCAUUCUCUCUCGCCUCGCCACCAGACCAGGCCACCACCACCGCCACCACCACAACCUCAACCACAUUGAAAAUGCCGACCACGUCACCAUCCACAGCCGCGGGCGGCGGACGUGGCCGCCGACGUCAUCAAUGCAUAUCUUCACGGAGGGUGGCCAGGAGGGUGGACCCCUCCCCCGCCCGCCCCCCGCCUGCUGCCCUGCCCGUGGCGGUGCACACGGCCCAACCCCGCGCACUUUAGCCUCGCCCCCCACCCCCACCACCACCACCUCAGCGGUGGCCUCCUCUCUCUCUCUCUCUCUAGAUCUCAAGAUCAGCCGCACACGCCUCCCUACCCCCACCCACCCAACGCCCACCCCCUCCCCUCUCCCACCCCUCUUUUAACCUUAUCCUCCUCCGCCCUCCUCCACCACCAUGCCUUUCUCUUUUUCUCCACCACCCACCUCCUCCUCCUCUCCCCUCCUCCUCCCCUCGCUAUCCUGCGCCGCCGCCUCCUCCUCCCUUCACCUCCCCCACCGCCGCCCCUCCGCCGCCCCUCCGCCGCCCCCUCGCCUCCUCCCAUCCCCAGAUCUGCUCAGAUCUGACCCCCUCGUCCCUCCCCGCCGCCGCCGCCGCCCAUGGCCACGGCCGCCGACGCCGCCGCCGACUCCCUCCUCCCGACCCCGUCCAGCCCCUCGGCUCCCCGCAGCCCCACGAGGACUCGCCGGAGCCGCUCCCCCACCGGGCCUCCCCACCCCGUCGCCCUCCCCCUCGCCGCCGCCCGCGUCCUCGCCUCCCCUCCCCACGUCGGUGGCCAUCCCGGCCUCGCCGCCCAUGGGUCAGCCCACCACCAUCACCCUGGCCCAGCCGGCCAUCACCAACCCGCGGCGGCUCCCGCCGCCGUGCUGGUCCCACGACGAGACGGUGGCCCUCAUCGACGCGUACCGCGACAAGUGGUACUCCCUCCGCCGCGGGAACCUCAAGGCCAACCACUGGCAGGACGUCGCCGACGCGGUGUCCUCCAGCUGCCCCUCGGCGUCCCCGGCCAAGACCGCCGUGCAGUGCCGGCACAAGAUGGAGAAGCUCCGGAAGCGGUACCGCACCGAGCUCCAGCGCGCCCGCUCGAUCCCCGUCUCCCGGUUCAUCUCCUCCUGGGUCCACUUCAAGCGCAUGGACUCCAUGGAGAAGGGCUCCAACUCCUUGAACCAGGCCUCCGCCACGUUGGCCAAGGCCGAGAAGGCCGACAGCGACGACGACAACUUCAACGACGAGGAGGAGGACGACGAGAGCGAGUUACUGGGCAGCGCCCAGUUCGAUCACAAGUUCAAGAACAACGGCUCCUCCGCGAAUUCAAGAAACCUCCAUGCCUUGUACCACAACGGGAUCGGGACCGAGCACGCCAGCGGGAGCAAAUCGGCAGCAGGCGGGUUCCGUAUCAAGAUCCCCACCGGAGUGAGCAUAGCUCAGCCCGGAGUGAAUUAUCGGAAGUUCGACAAGAAAUUCAACAUGGGUCCUGCCGCCACUGAUGCGAACCCUAAUUUUAGCCCCAAUUUCGGCCCUAAUUUCGGAGGAAGCGGUGGCGGCAGCGGCGCGGCCGGAUAUGGAGCUAGGGUCGCGAGGGAAAUAAGCGGGAUGGGGAAGAGGGGGAGAGAGAAGGACCCGCUGGAGGAAAUGGUAGGGGCCAUCAAGGUCUUGGGGGAUGGGUUCGUGAGGAUGGAGCAGAUGAAGAUGGAGAUGGCCCGGGAGAUCGAGAGCAUGCGGAUGGAGAUGGAGAUGAAGCGGACGGAGAUGAUCCUCGAGUCGCAGCAGCGGAUCGUCGAGGCCUUCGCCAAGGCGGUCACGGAGCGGAAAAAGAAGGCCAAGAGGAUGCCUACUCCGGAAGCCUGAAUUCGAAAUUGGCGACAGGCAGGGAAGAUGAAAAAUUUCUGAACUUUGCUGUUGCUUCUUGCCGCUUCUGUUGGCUAAUGAUGAUGAUGAUGGUCGCUCAUCAAGAGGGUUAAGGGAAGAUUGUAGAUCAGGGGUUAGUGAUUGGAGUUGGACAAAGCUGAGCAAGAGCAAAAGCUUUGGUUUUUAUGUAGGAUUUGAUUGUUAGGAGAGCUAAGAUAGAUCUAUUUUGCAGUGGGAUUUUUUCUUUUUUUCUCUUUUUGUUUGAUGUCUUUAGUGAUAGGGGGACUCUGGAAUAUGCAUAAGGUAAUACCUUUGUUGGAUAAUUUAAAGCUUAUCUUAACACACUUCAUCUUUUGGUCC